AAGGCUGUGUCUGCGUGUUGAUGUCAGAGAGAGGACUUGCAUUGGGUAUGGAGGACCGAAAAAGCCAGUUAGCCACGGCAACUGACACAAUAUAGAAACAAAUUAUAGCAACAAAAAGUUACAGUGAGGCGAUAUAGCAUCGAUACACAUAUGUAUGAACUGUAGCCGAAGAGAACUGGCUGGAUUGGUUUCAAGAAUACGACAUUCUUCACUAAAUAUUUCCCCGUUGGAGAGGAUGCGGGAGGAAUGUACCCUUUAUUUGCGGGGGACAGAAAAUGAUUGGAUUGUGAACACUGCUGGUUGUUUGUGAACAGGAAAAUUUGAAAUUGAGGAGAGGCAGUCCGCGGCGCUCAAAAAAGAGGAGGGGAGGGAGACGAAGAAAACGCCCUGUUGCUGAAUCCCUCACUAAACAUUAGGGUUAACUUUAUCGCGCCAUCGAAAACACCCGUCACACAAAUGGAUAUGGAUUGGGAAGUUUAAUACUUUAUUGACAAAGGGACUCUUCGUACACUAACGGAGAUUGUGGAAGUGUCGGUUUUUAUUUUUCCGGGAUUGUUCCCCCCCCCCCCCUCUUCUCUCUUUGCCUGGACAUAAGCGAGUCCGAAGUAAUUUCAGAGGGAGGCGAAUCGGAGGCGGCUUAGGCCCACGGGCACGGCGGUGGAACAAAAAGCCUGUUUUUGAACCAUCUUCAUGUGAACUCAUCUUUUAAAAAAAGGGUUAUCCUGCAUUCUGUACAGAAAAGGACACCGAUAAACUGUUAAAGAUGUCGACGGGAGCAGAAAGACGGCUUGAAAACCGGCUGAAAAAACUGGAAGCCAUGAUCAGAGAUCCGAGGUCCGCGAUAAACUUGGAAAGUUUACUGGAUUCCAUGAACGCCCUGGUCCUAGACCUGGACUUCCCCGCUCUGAGGAAGAACAAGAACAUCGAGACGUUCCUGAACCGAUACGAGAAGGUGAUGGGUACGAUCCGGGAGUACCAGAUGAAGUCGGAGGACUUUGACAGAGUGAAGGUCAUCGGCAGGGGAGCGUUCGGCGAGGUUCAGCUGGUGAGACAUAAGGCCUCUCAGAAGGUGUACGCCAUGAAGCUCCUCAGUAAGUUUGAGAUGAUCAAGCGCUCUGACUCCGCCUUCUUCUGGGAGGAGCGUGACAUCAUGGCCUUCUCGGACAGCCCCUGGGUGGUGCAGCUGUGCAGUGCCUUCCAGGACGACCGCUACCUGUACAUGGUGAUGGAGUACAUGCCGGGCGGGGACCUGGUCAACCUGACCAGCACGUACGACGUGCCCGAGAAGUGGGCCAAGUUCUACACGGCCGAGGUGGUUCUGGCCCUGAACGCCAUCCACGCCAUGGGCUUCAUCCACCGGGACGUCAAGCCCGACAACAUGCUGCUGGACCGGCACGGACACCUCAAACUGGCCGACUUCGGCACCUGCAUGAAGAUGGACGCGACGGGCAUGGUGCGUUGUGACACAGCGGUGGGCACUCCAGACUACAUCUCCCCUGAAGUGCUCAAGUCGCAGGGCGGCGACGGUUACUAUGGACGCGAGUGUGACUGGUGGUCCGUGGGCGUCUUCAUCUUCGAGAUGCUGGUCGGUGACACGCCCUUUUAUGCGGACUCCCUGGUGGGGACCUACAGUAAGAUCAUGGACCACACAAACUCGCUUAACUUCCCCGACGACGUGGAGAUCUCCAAUGACGCCAAGAACCUCAUCUGUGCCUUUCUAACGGACAGGGAGGUCCGCCUUGGACGCAGUGGCGUGGAGGAGGUCAAACGCCAUCCCUUCUUCAAGAACGACCAGUGGACCUUCGACACCAUCCGCGAGACUGUAGCUCCUGUGGUCCCGGAGUUGAGCAGUGACAUAGACACGAGUAACUUUGAUGAGAUUGAGGAGGUUAAGGGCGAUGUGGAGACCUUCCCCCCUCCGAAGGCCUUCGUGGGGAACCAGCUGCCCUUCGUGGGCUUCACCUACUUCCAAGAGGACCAGUUGUUAGGUGCCUCAAAACCCAACACUGAGGAGAAUGAACAUCGGACUUCAGUCAAAGGAGAGUCAGAUCAGCUGCAGAAGAAGGUGCAACAGCUGGAGGGCCAGCUUGGGGCUGAGAUGCAGGCCAAAGACGACAUGGAGCACAAAUACAGGAAUGCCAGCAGUCGCCUAGAGAAAGUCUCCAAAGAACUCGAUGAGGAGGUGAGCGGGCGGAAGGCUCUGGAGUCCUCUCUCAGGCAGCUGGAGCGGGAGAAGGCCCUGCUGCAGCACAAGAGCGUGGAGAGCCACCGCAAGGCGGAGAGCGAGGCCGACAAGAAGCGCUGCCUGGAGAACGAGAUGAACAGCCUGCGGGAUCAGCUGGAGGACAUGAAGAAGAGGAACCAGAACUCUCACAUCUCCAACGAGAAGAACAUUCACCUGCAGAGACAGCUGGACGAGGUGAACGCUCUCCUGCGGGCGGAGUGCGACGCGGCGGCGCGGCUGAGGAAGAGUCAGACGGAGGUGACGAAGCAGGUGCAGCAGUCCGAGGCCACGGUGCGGGAGCUGCAGGACAAGUGCUGCGGCCUGGAGAACGGCAAGCUGAAGCUGGAGAAGGACUUCAUCAGCCUGCAGUCUGCGCUCGAGUCCGAGAAGAGGGACCGCAGCCAGGGCUCCGAGACCAUCUCCGACCUGCAGGGGCGAAUCUCGGGCCUGGAGAUGGAGCUGAAACAGUCCAAGGGCUCACUGUCCAAGGGGGAGGCUGAGAAGAGACAGCUCCAGGAGAAGCUCACAGACCUGGAGAAGGAGAAGAGCAACAAGGAGAUUGACAUGACGUACAAGCUGAAGGUUCUGCAGCAGGGCCUGGAGCAGGAGGAGGCUGCCCACAAGGCCACGAAGGCCCGCCUCGCCGACAAGAACAAGAUCAACGAGUCCAUCGAGGGGGCCAAGUCUGAGGCCAUGAAGGAGAUGGAGCAGAAGCUGCAGGAUGAGCGGGCUCUGAAGGUGCAGGUGGAGAACAGGCUGCUGGAGAUGGAGAAGCACAGCUCCAUGCUGGACUGCGACUACAAGCAGUCCCAGCAGAAACUGGAGGAGCUCCGCCGGCACAAGGAGAAGCUCACCGAGGAGGUGAAGAACCUGACCCUGAAGAUUGAGCAGGAGAUGCAGAAGCGCAGCCUGACGCAGAACGACCUGAAGGCUCAGAACCAGCAGCUCAACGCGCUGCGCAUGUCGGAGAAGCAGCUCAAACAGGAAGUCAACCACCUGCUGGACAUCCGCCACAGCCUGGAGAAACAGAACCAGGAGCUCAGGAAGGAGAGGCAGGACUCUGACGGGCAGAUGAAGGAACUCCAGGAUCAGCUGGAGGCAGAGCAGUAUUUCUCGACGCUGUAUAAGACGCAGGUUCGGGAGCUGAAGGAGGAGUGUGAGGAGAAGAAUAAGCUGUAUAAGGACAUGCAGCAGAACCUGCAGGACCUCCAGGAGGAGAGGGACUCCCUGGCGGCGCAGCUGGAGAUCACGCUGACCAAGGCGGACUCGGAGCAGCUGGCCCGGUCCAUCGCGGAGGAGCAGUACUCCGACCUGGAGAAGGAGAAGAUCAUGAAGGAGCUGGAGAUCAAGGAGAUGAUGGCGCGGCACAGGCAGGAGCUGGGGGAGAAGGACGCUACCAUCAGCUCGCUCGAGGAGGCUAACCGCACCCUCACCAGUGACGUGGCCAACCUGGCCAAUGAGAAGGAGGAGCUCAACAACAAACUGAAGGAAACGCAUGAGCAGCUCCAGAUAGCAAAGGAGGAAGAGCAGCAGAUGGGCCAGAUGAAGAUGGCCUUCGAGAAGCAGCUGCAGUGUGAGAGAACGCUCAAGACCCAGGCUGUUAACAAGCUGGCGGAGAUCAUGAAUCGGAAGGUGCCCCGCCCUGCAGGCAGUCGCCGUGGCAACGACACAGACAUGCGCAGGAAGGAGAAGGAGAACAGGAAGCUGCAGCUGGAGCUGAAGUCAGAGAAGGAGAAGCUCAACAGCACCAUCAUCAAGUACCAGCGCGAGAUCGACGACAUGCAGGCGCAAAUCGUGGAGGAGAGCCAGGUGCGGAUCGAGCUGCAGAUGGCUCUGGACAGUAAGGACAGCGACAUCGAGCAGCUGCGCGGCCUGCUCACCUCCAUCAACGUGCACUCGCUCGACUCCGCCAGCGUCUGCAGCGGGCCGGAGACCGACACCGACGACAACUUCCCCGUGCGUAUCUCUCACUCGCACUCCUCGGAGACCCUGUCCCUCACCUACGAGCGCACCUCCAAAUCUGUCUGCAUCGACACCCGCCCCCACCUCUCCUGCCCUCUGUCCGACUCCGACUCUGACUCUGAGCCGGACGGGCCCGAGCCAGAGCCAAAAUGGCCGCCUCUUCCUCUCAGUGAUGAUGACACUGAUGGGUCUGACUGUGCAGAAACGAGGCUUGAGGGCUGGCUCUCACUUCCUGUGAGGCACAACAACAAGAGGUUCGGCUGGGAGAAAAAGUACGUGGUGGUGAGCAGCAAGAAGAUUCUGUUCUACAACAGCGAGCAGGACAAGGAGCAGUCCAACCCCUAUAUGGUUCUGGACAUCGAUAAGCUGUUCCACGUGCGGCCGGUCACCCAGACCGACGUGUAUCGCGCAGACGCCAAGGAAAUCCCGCGGAUAUUCCAGAUCCUCUACGCCAACGAGGGCGAGAGCAAGAAGGAGCCGGAGUUCCCGGUGGAGCCGCUGGCCAUCGGGGAGAAGUCCAGCUACAUCUGCCACAAGGGCCACGAGUUCAUCCCCACGCUCUACCACUUCCCCACCAACUGCGAGGCCUGCACCAAGCCCUUGUGGAACAUGUUCAAACCGCCGCCCGCCCUGGAGUGCCGCCGCUGUCACAUCAAGUGCCACAAGGACCACAUGGACAAGAAGGAGGAGGUCAUCGCGCCCUGCAGGGUGAACUACGACGUGUCGACGGCGAAGAACCUGCUGCUGCUCGCCGUGUCCCAGGAGGAGCAGCAGAAGUGGGUCAGCCGGCUGGUGAAGAAGAUCCCCAAAAAGCCCCCCGCCCCCGAGCACCUGGCCCGCUCCUCCCCCCGCGCCUCCAUGAAGGUGCAGUCCAGCCAAUCCAUGAGGAGGCCCAGCCGCCAGGCCCCGCCCACCAAGCCCAGCCCUGGUCCCAUGCUCAAAAUCAUCUUGCACUGACCUCUCACCCCACGACCCCUGACCCCUUCAUUCUCCUCCCCCGGUUGACCCUCCCCCAGAUCGGACGUUUCCAGGAUGAAACAGGAAGACAGUGGCACCAGGAGCCUGGGAAGAUCCUGAUGCACCUCCGACAUUAGUCUCUCCAUAGAGCGUUUUACACGGGGAAGCACACUAUAGUUCUGUUACUGCAUUAUAUGUGAUUUAAAUGUGAAGUUUUGCAAUAAAACAUGACAACUCUGAGGUCCGAUCCACCGUUCUGGUUCCGAGUCUUUCUCCUGGCUGCGAGGGAGUGAUGCAUGCUGGGUACUUUUACUGGUGUGUGUGUGUGUGUGUGUGUGUGUGUGUGUGCGUGUGUGUGUGUGUGUUUGUGUGUGGUGUUUAUGGAAUGACAUUUACCUCUGUCAGAGUUCAUUCUGUGAUGACUGAUUGGUGAUGGUGCACAAUAACUCAACUUCUGAACCUCGACAGCUUCUGUGACACGUUACAUUCGUUGUUUAGCUGACGCUUUUAUCCAAAGUGACUUACAGAUGAUUAGACUAAGCAGGGGGGCCAGCCAGUCAUUGAAUAAAAUCUGAGCAUGUCUGCAUUUUGACAUUUUAAGGGCAGAAUGGCAGAAAAAAAAGUUACACAUUCUGCUAGUGAGCUCUGAAAUGUGCCUGAGGAACAGGAAUCUAACCCUCUCUCUUUCUCCCUCUCUCUCCAGUUAACCAUCUUUGCUUGGGGAUGUGGUGGAACUGAUGGGUGUUUCUUCCUAACACAAAGACUCGACACAGAGAGUGUUUUUUUUUUUUCUUGGCAUAUCCAAAUCAGAAACGAAAAUGCACAAAUACUAACUUUUUAAAAGUUUCUUUUAAAGACCGUAUUUUUCUUCCCAUCCUGGGUCACAGCCCUUGGCUUCCACGGUGAAUACUCGUCGGGCGCUGAGUCAGAGGUCAGAGGUCAGACGGACUGGGCUGCUGGUCUCCAUGACGACUCGUGGGCGCUCCCAAAACCUGCCUACUUACUGCUGUCCGUCUGUCCGUCUGUCUGCACCCACACUCUUUCUCAACAUUCUGGAGUGUUCUGGAACAGCCAGACCAAGAAAACAGGAUCGAAAUGCUGGAGGUUAGGAGGUCCUGAACGUCUCCCCACCCCACCUCCGGAGGUCUCGACAUCCCAGCGUGCUCCGGGAGAACGGCCACGCCAAUAUGACGGGAAGAACCAGGAAGCUACCGUGAAUAUCCGCUGAUAACACUAACCAAGACCAACCAGGAGCGGAAACCAUGUGACCAGUAACCAGGCAACAGCAAAAAUACACAAAAAGAAAAAUACCUCCCGGCAAGAAGUGUCUAUAAACCACGGUUAAAAUGGUGGAGCCAUAAGUUGCUUUGCAGGUGACCGUUAUAAGCCAUUCAAAUCGGUGACUUAUUAAACGCAUGCACACACAUGUACAUGUCCGCUCCACGCAUUUGAAGUGCCGUUUCCCUGUACUGCAACGUGGAUCCAAUCACGUAUGACCGCCAUCUGCACACGUAUGACCGAGUCCGCACACGCAUUCUGUACCUUGAAGAAGAGGCACCGCAUUACUGUAUAAAAACGUGUUCUCCCAGGAGCAGCUUCAUGAAUGAGUUUGGAUGUGUGUACGUGUGUAUGCACGUGUGUGUGUGCGCGCGCGCGCGCAGGUUAACGCUGCCUGUAUACACUCAGCAUCUUUUCUGUGUAAAUCAAAAGCUGCACGUGAAUGUUGCAGCUUAGGGGGUUUUUUUUGUGGCAUUUGUUUUGAGUUUGAAAUCAUACCAGCCAAUGUUUUCAUGCUGAGGCCUUCACUUAUGAAGUACGGAGUCUGCACUUGUCCUGCAAGGCAUUGUGGGAAAGCAAGAGCCGUUAUUGGUGCGCUGUGCGUAGGUAUCCUACAGCUGUACUCCUACCGUACUGAAUGUAUCGCAGUAGGAAGCCGGAGUGAAGGAUGCAGGAACAUUAGAGAGGACAUUGUACAUCUUAUUUCUGGAGGAUCACAAGUUAUUGGAGCGAGUUCAUUAACGCCCGCCACCGUGUGUGUGUUUCCGUAUGCAUUAUGUAUGAGUGUGGAUCUUAUAGUCGCCUCAAAGUUCAAUUACGUACUUGCCUUUUGAUCCUUGUGCCCAUACUCAAGAAGAAAGUGUUAUUUUAUUAUUGCUGAGAUGGAACAAACGAGUUGACUUAUUUUUUACUAAAAAGCAAAAUAAUAAAUGAAAAAAAAAAUAAAACUAGGAAAAAAAAAAAUUCACAGCAGAUAUAUCCACAAGCACUAAAGUAUUUACGGUUUUCUGUAGAGCCUUCGGAAGAUUAUUAUUUUGUAUAGUCGUUUCAUGUAGCUCCAGUCAUACUUGGAGGUUUUUGGUGUGCUGUGUGAAUUAGCCGAUACUGUCCAGGGUUCUGAAAAUGGCACACAAUAUAUAAAUAUAUAUACAGCAUAUACAUUUACAUGCCAUCUUAGAAGAUGUAUUAUUUAUAAAGACCUGUCCACCUUUGUAUUUAAAGAAAGUGCUACGUUCCAUCUGCAUGUUUUUUACUGCUGAAAUGAGCUCCCACAAUAACCUACCUGACAAUAAAAGUAUGUAGCCCUCUGUUUCAGAUCCUU
Molecule: messenger RNA, 7742 nt
Organism: Conger conger (European conger)
Lineage: Eukaryota; Metazoa; Chordata; Actinopteri; Anguilliformes; Congridae
Gene: rock2a
Product: rho-associated, coiled-coil containing protein kinase 2a
Exons: 34
Coding region: 764-5143 (1459 amino acids)
Biological process (GO): embryonic morphogenesis; smooth muscle contraction; regulation of actin cytoskeleton organization
Cellular component (GO): centrosome; cytoskeleton; cytoplasm
Molecular function (GO): small GTPase binding; Rho-dependent protein serine/threonine kinase activity; ATP binding
Source: RefSeq, a predicted model, not a curated record